UACCUCGAUCAUACCAAUUUAAACAAACCUCGGGAUAUUUCAAAUCUUAUUCAAACACAAAAGAUUACUUCAGUUCAAAUUCAAUCUGAUAUAAACAAAUGUAUCUUGAACUUAGAUAUUUCAAAUAACAAAAUAAAUGAUUUGGAAAAUUUAGCAGUUAGCAAAAAUUUAACACUAAAUGAUUUUUUUAAAAAUUUGGUGAGGUUAGAUGUAAGUAAUAAUGGACUAAAUGAAUUGUCAAUAAGAUUUUGUUCUUUAUUGUACUCAUUAAAAUCGUUAAGAGCUUCCAAUAACAAUUUAAAACAACUCCCAUACAGCCUUUUAAAGCUAGAGAAAAUUAUAGAACUUGAUGUUUCGUCAAAUCACAUAUCGACUAUUGAACCAGAAAUGAUUCCUAUAACUAAAUCGAUUCAAAAACUAGACAUAAGUAACAAUCAGCUCACUAAAUUUUCGGUAUUGGUUCUGCACAAGUUUCCAUGUCUUCAACACUUGUUUUUGUCAAAAAAUAAAAUUACAACCUUGCUGGUAUCAGGAGAGCUUGUUUCUUUAAAAACAUUAAAUUUGAGUUUUAACCAACUGACUAAAUUACUGUCUCGUUCCAUUGAAUGCUUUGUUUCUUUAGAGAAACUAGAUUUAUCGCAUAACUUUUUAAAUGAUUUACCAAAUUAUAAUUCUUCAUCUUUGCUCCAUCUUUCUAUUUUGAAUUUGUCACACAACAGGAUUAAAGCUAAAGGUCCAUUUUAUCUACCUAAAUUUAUUUUGGACUUGCCAUCCCUGAUCUGUCUUGAUAUCUCAAAUAAUUCCUUAACAUGUCUCCCUGAUUUGCAUUACUGGUCAUCUAAAAAAAUUAGAGUGUUAAACUUUUCUAAUAAUGAUAUAACAGAAUUACCUUUAAACAAAGAUUCAAAAUUUUGUUGGCCAAAAAUAACAAACUUAAUUAUUUCAAACAAUAAAAUCAAAGUUUUACCACCUUAUAUUGGAGAAUUAAGUUCUUUAUGCGAACUUGAUGUUAGUAAUAACAAGCAUUUAAAAAUUCUACCAGAUGAAAUUGGUAAACUAGACAAAUUGUAUAAGUUUCCAUUAACUGGAUUGAAUUUACGCCAUGGUGCUGCUGUUUUAAAUGGAUCACCCGGAGAUCUUGUUUUGUAUUUUCGUUCAAAGCUGGAAAAAUCUGUUCCAUACCGACGCAUAAAGUUAAUGUUAGUAGGAUUAGCUGGACGAGGAAAAACGUCUCUUAUUUCACAGCUUUCAAAAACAGCUCACUCGCCAAACAAACUUGCUACUGUAGGCAUUGAAGUAAGAAGCUUUGAUUUAAAACCACCUGGUUCGGCUCUUAAUAGAACAAGUUCAAAAUGUCCAUCAUUUUCAGUGAAUGCCUGGGAAUUUGCUGGCCAAGAGGAUUUUUACAGCACACAUCGAUAUUUUCUUAGUUCUCGAGCUUUAUACUUAGCAGUUUAUAACGCAAGUAAAGGUGAGGAAGAAUUAAAAAUGCUUACUCCUUGGUUAUUAAAUAUACAAGUUGUAGCUCCUAAAUCCAAAGUUAUUUUAGUAGGAACACAUGCUGAUUUGUGUACACAAGAGUGUUUGCAAUCUCUAAAUGCAUUUACUAAAUAUUUUUUGGAUAGUUCUGGAUUUCCAACGUUUCAUGAUACUUCGAUUGUUGACUGCACAAAAGAAAAUAAUACGAUUGUACUUCUCAGAGAGAAAAUCUAUAAAUGUAUAAGCAAGUUUAUGUUUGAGGGAAAACCUAUUUUAGAAAAGAUGGUUCCCCAAAGCUAUGUUAAACUUGAAAACUUUAUUUUUGACAAGGCUAAAACAAUGCACAACUCUGGGGAACUCCCUAUAUUGAGUAGAAAUCAUUUGCACCAGCAUUCAAUUGAUCAUGGAUUACAACUAGAAACUGAUGAAUUCAACAGAGCCUUGAGGUUUCUGACUGAAACAGGUUCGAUACUAACCUUUAACGAUCCAGUUUAUGAUAUAAAAAACUUUGUUUUUAUUGAUCCACAAUGGUUUUGUAAAAUGAUGGCUAGCGUUGUCACUAUUAAGGAAAUUAACCCUUAUAUUUCGAAAAGAGGCAUCUUGUCUAAAUCAGAUGCAUUCGACCAUCUUUUUCCAAAGUCUUCUUUUCCUCAAAGUUUUGUCGAAAUAUUUUUUCGGUUGUUGCAACGAUUCGAAGUUUUGCUACCAAUAUCAGACGACAAUUAUUUAGUGACAUCAAAGUUACAGAACUCUUCACCAAAAAAUCUCAUAGCAGAUAAUUUAAGUUAUUUUGAUGAUGCAAAAAUCAUAACCAGAAGAUAUGAUUUCCCGCAUAUUCCUAUUGGAUUUUGGCCAAGAUUAAUUGCACGCAUCCUUUCAUUUCCUGAGCUUACUAGUAGUAUACGCCCGAAGAUGUUAAGUUUAAAGACGGAUUAUUGGCAAAAUGGUGCUUAUCUUGAUUGUUCAGACGCAUUUUGCCUGGUUUCAGGUGAUAACAAAAAUUUAAACAUCUUGGAUGUUCGAAGCCAAAGGUCUUUUGCAGGUUAUCAACUUUUUGUAGGUAUAAUUGAUCUCAUUGAUGGCUUAGUUGAUGAAUGGUACCCUGGACUUAUGGAUAUAUCUCAGAAAAGAACCAUAAAGCGACUUGUGCCUUGUCAAAACUGCAAAAUUAAUGAAAAAAGAUUUACUUUUGAUUUGAAUAUUUGCAUAGCCUCCUCAUACACAUCUGAUAAUAUUAAAUGCACCGAAUGUAAUCAAUUUUCUGAUAUUGGCUUUAUUGCACCAGAUGCUGUAUUUGCUGAUUUGGGUGAUCUUGUUUUUUCAAAUUGGGAUAAUAAAUUUUUGGAUAAAAAAUAUAAGCUAGGAGCUGGCGCUUUUGCAACUGUAUAUAAAGUAAAAAUCAAUGGAAUUGAUAUUGCUGCAAAGGUAUUUAAUGAAUCUACUGGAUACUGUCCAAACCGCAUGUUGAGACAAGAAGUUGAUAUUUUAAAGCGUCUACAUCAUCCUUGUAUUAUUUCCUUUAUUGGAGUAAGUAUACGCCCUCGUGCUCUUCUAAUUGAAUAUAGUCCUUUAGGAAACUUAGCAGAUUCCAUAGCUUCAAAAAAUAUUUCAAAAAACAAAAGUUUGACACAUAAGAUAGCUUUGCAGAUAGCAGAAGGUCUGGCUUUUAUUCACAAACAUAGCAUUGUAUAUCGAGAUUUGAAACCAAAAAACAUUAUUGUUUUUUCGUAUUCGUUAAGGGCACCUGUUAAUGUUAAACUUUCUGACUAUGGUAUAUCUCAACAUAAAACAUAUCAGGGUUUAAUUGCUAAUAUGGGAACACCUUCAUAUCAAGCUCCUGAAGUUGGAUGCGAAGAUAGCGAGUAUAGCAUUGAGGCUGACAUUUUAUCUUAUGGUGUUACAAUAUAUGAGCUUGUUUCUAAUGGUAAAAAACCAUUCAGAUAUUUUAAUCGUCAGAAAGAGUUUGAAGAUGCUGUUUUAAGUAAUAAGCCUAUUGACUCCUUAAUUUCUCAUGGUUUAGCGCCUUGGCCUGAUAUGGAAGAGCUUAUAAAGAAUUGUCUUCAAAAAAAUCCAGAGGUGAGACCAAAAGCUGAAACCAUUGUAAAAGCACUCACGAAUAUUGAUCUUUUGUGUUUAAAGAAACAUGUCGCAGUUUGCAAAAGACAAUUUAUUGAUUGUUUGACAACUUGUAGUUAUUUUGAAUCAAAAGUUGAACAUAUUGAGGUGUGGGCUGCUAGUAGUGGCUGUGGAUUAAACAGUCAAUUGACAUGGUUUUCUGUUGAACAAACAAAAAAACAAGGAGUACAAGGUACCAUGACAAAAAUUGAACGAAUCUUGUGUAUGAUUUCAUAUAAGCAUUUUAUUAUCGUUGGAACAAAAGAACGUCGUGUGGCUUUAUAUGACGCGAAGGUAAAGUGUUUUAAACAUGAGUUAGCACAAUUCUCGGAUUCUAUAUUGUGCAUAUUACAUACACGGGGUUUGUUUUUAUUUGGACUAGCUGAUGGGAAUAUUGCAGUACUUACUACUGAUGGUAUUUUGAAUCCAGACAAGAACCCUCGAUAUAUAUGUUUAAACGAUGAAAUAAGUCGAAAUCCAAUUUUCUGCAUGACUCAAAGUCAAGACCAGAUUAUAUGCGGCUAUGGUGAAGAUAUUAAAGUAUUAAAUUUGCCUACUUUUGAUUUAUUGCAAACAGUUUCUGCUACAAAUGCACAAAAAAACGCAGUGUCUUCUAUUAUUGUUUCUCAAAAUCGUUUAAUAAUAAGCUCUAAAAAAAGUUGCAAGCUUAUGGUUUACACAUAUACAGGUAAUAGAGUUGAUGAGUCUGAUAUGAGUGUUUAUGAUUGCUCAGAGAUUUUAAAAAAAGAUUAUCCUAAUACUAUCGAAAGCGAUUGUUGCGUAACAACCUUAGCAUUAGUGGAUACUUCAUCCUUAUGGAUUGGUUGCGGUGGAGGCCAUUUAAUUAUUGUUAAUGUUUUGAAGUCCUUUUUCCAAGAAGCUACUAUUAUUUUGAGACACUUAGGUGCUGUGCGUUCAAUUACUUCAACACCAAAACAUAGCGGAGAGCCGGUGUCUGUAAUAACAAGUGGUCAAGGAUUCCGACAUUUCCGACAUAUAUUAGCUUGUAGUGAUGAUAAAUUUCUCAUAAAAAAUGACGUUGAAGAGUGUGAAUAUAUUUUACUAUGGGACGCUGAGGUUUUAAAGUUAAAGAAACAUUUAACAACAGAGACAAAAAAUCGCGACGACUUACUUACUAAACUUUCAGUUAAAAUGAAAAUGUUUGCAAUUCCCCUCUGAUUUUUCCAUUAUUGAAAUAACAUAGUUUAAAAGAAAUUCCUUAAAAGUUUAUGUGCAAAUAUAAUAAUAUAAAAGAGUUUUAAAA
Molecule: messenger RNA, 4858 nt
Organism: Hydra vulgaris (swiftwater hydra)
Lineage: Eukaryota; Metazoa; Cnidaria; Hydrozoa; Anthoathecata; Hydridae
Source: RefSeq, a predicted model, not a curated record